Molecule: messenger RNA, 924 nt
Organism: Eimeria necatrix
Lineage: Eukaryota; Apicomplexa; Conoidasida; Eucoccidiorida; Eimeriidae
Exons: 1
Coding region: 1-924 (307 amino acids)
Biological process (GO): endoplasmic reticulum to Golgi vesicle-mediated transport; vesicle fusion
Cellular component (GO): cis-Golgi network; SNARE complex; Golgi medial cisterna
Molecular function (GO): SNAP receptor activity
Source: RefSeq, a predicted model, not a curated record
AUGUCGAACUCCCGCAGCCGCUUCAAACAACUGCUGAGAGCUGCGGAGACGGAUUUGGCGUUGCUGACGCGAGCUGUAUGUACACUGCGAGCAGCAAAGAGCAGCAGCAGCAGCAGCAGCAGCUACACCUCCCUGCAGCAGCAGCAGCUGCAGCAGCGCCCCAGCAGCAGCAGCAGCAGCAGCAGCAGCAGCACCGCCGACGCAGAGCCCUCCUGGACUGUCGACUCGCCGCGCUCCGGCUCAACUGCUGCUUCUCUCCACAGCAGCAGCAGCAGCAGCAGCAGCAGCAGCAGCAGCAGCAGCAGCAGCACUGACCCGGACAGGCUGCUGGAGAUUCGGCGGCGCAUUGCAGCAAACUUGGACGCAGCGGAGCUGCUGCUGCCUUCUAUCCGGCCUGCUGCUGCAGCAGCAGCAGCAGCAGCAGGAGGAGCAGCAGCAGCGCAAGGCGCAGCAGCAGCAGCAGCAGCACGGGCGCAGGUGCGGCACUUUUCGGAUUUGCUGCUGGCAGCAAGGCGGGAGUUUGCUGCUGUUGACUCCACGCUGCAGCAGCACAUCGAGCGGCUGUCGCUGCUGCGCAGCAGCAGCAGCAGCAGCAGCAGCAGCAGCAGCAGCGCAGCAGCAGCAGAAGACGAAGAUGCUGCUGCUUUGAACAAAGAAAGGGCGGGGCUGCUGGCAGCAAACUCGUCGCUGCAGCAGGUGACGGAGUCUGCUGCGGAGGCGCUGCAGCUGCUGCGGCGGCAGCGGCAGCAGCAGCAGCAGCAGCUGCUGCUGCUGCAGCUGCUGCAGUCCGCCGCCUCAGGUGUACGUACACUGCAGCAGCAAGUCCGCUGUCUCCGCAGCAGAGACAAUUUUGUCUUGGGAAUUGUUUUGGGCUUUUGCUUCAUUUUUGCUUUUCUUUGGCUCGCCUACAACACCCCCCUCUAA